CCUCGGCAGGUGGCGUUACUGCUGUCAGGGUCCAGCCGGCCGGCGGCGGCUCAGCUCUCUCCCGGGGCCUGUGUUCGGGCCUGGCCGCUGCUGUCAGACAUGGCCGCUAAGAAGGCCGGAUCCCGGCUGGAGGUGGAGAUCGAGCGCUGCCGCUCCGAGUGCCAGUGGGACCGGAUCCACGACCUCGUCAAGCAGCUCUCCGCCAAGCUCAUCUCUAACGAUGACAUGGCCGAGCUCCUCCUUGGAGAAGCUAAGCUUGAGCAGUACCUGAAGGAUAACCCCCUAAAGCAGGGCGCCAGCCCCCGAGCACCGCGGCCAAAGCUGACGGACGUCCGAAAGCACCUGACUGCGGCUUUGGACAGAGGAAACCUGAAGUCGGACUUGAUGCAAGAAGCCAACAUGAUAAUGGCUAAGCUGGACUAUGUGGAGGGCGAUUACAGGGACGCUCUGGGCAUGUUCUCUCGGGUGGGACUGGAUGACAUUCCGCUGGUGGCGUCCCCUCCUUACAAGCUGCGCAUGAUCGCCGAAGCCUUUGCAACCAAAGGUCUAUGUCUGGAAAAGCUGCCAAGUUCCUCCUCCACCAACAGCCUUCAUGUGGACCGGGACCAGGAGAUCAUCACGUGCUACGAGAAGGCCGGAGACAUCGCCCUGCUGUACCUGCAGGAGGUGGAGCGGGUGCAAACUGCAAAUAUUCAAAACCGGAGUCCAAAGCCAGGCCCAGCAGCACCGGACCAGGAGAUGAGCUUCUUCCUGGAGACCGGGCUGCAGCGUGCGCAUGUCCUCUACUUCAAGAACGGGAACUUGACCCGAGGAGUAGGCCGAUUCCGGGAGAUCCUGAGAGCUGUAGAGACCCGCACCACCCAGAACCUGCGGAUGACCAUCGCCCGGCAGCUGGCUGAGAUUCUGCUCCGCGGGAUGUGCGAGCAAAGUUACUGGAACCCCCUGGAAGAUCCCCCCAACCAUUCGCCCUUGAAUGAUCUGCUCCGACAAGGUGUCAGCACGAAAAGCUAUGCAUUAAGCCGGAGGCCGAGGGUCUACUCCGGAGAGAACAUUUUCUGUCCGCAAGAGAACACAGAAGAAGCGCUGCUGCUGCUGCUGAUCAGCGAGUCCAUGGCCAACAGGGAUGCCGUGCUCAGCCGGAUCCCGGAACACAAAAACGACCGGAUUAUCAGCCUGCAGAGCGCCUCGGUGGUGUACGACCUGCUGACCAUAGCAUUGGGGCGGAGGGGACAGUAUGAAAUGCUCUCAGAGUGCCUGGAAAGAGCUAUGAAGUUUGCCUUUGAAGAGUUCCACCUCUGGUACCAGUUUGCCCUCUCCCUUAUGGCUGCAGGGAAGUCUGCCAGAGCCGUGAAAGUUUUAAAAGAAUGUAUCCGCCUCAAGCCUGAGGACGCCACAAUCCCCCUCCUCGCUGCCAAGCUGUGCAUGGGCUCUCUGCACUGGAUGGAAGAAGCGGAAAGAUUUGCCAAAAUGGUGGUCGAUUGUGCAGAUAAAAGCUCUGAAUUCAAAGCCAAAGGUUACCUAGCGCUGGGACUGGCAUACAGCUUACAGGCCUCUGAUGCGUCGCUGCGUGGCGUGCAGGAAGAUUUGCAGAGGAAAGCUCUACUGGCCUUUCAGAGGGCUCACAGCCUGUCACCUACCGACCAUCAAGCCGCCUUUUACUUGGCCCUGCAGCUGUCGAUCUCCCGACAGAUCCCAGAAGCUCUGGGUUAUGUUCGCCAAGCUCUCCAGCUCCAGGGUGACGACUCCAACUCCCUCCACUUGUUGGCGCUGCUGCUCUCCGCUCAGAAACACUACCACGAUGCGCUAAAUAUCAUAGAUAUGGCGCUGAGCGAGUACCCCGAGAACUUCAUAUUGUUAUUUACCAAGGCGAAGCUGGAGUACCUGUGCCGGGGGCCGGAUGAGGCGCUCCUGUCCUGUAAGCAUAUGCUGCAGAUCUGGAAAUCCUGCUACAACCUCACUAAUCCCAGUGACUCCGGACGUGGCAGUAGUUUACUGGACAGAGCCAUCGCCGACCGGCGGCAGCUUAACACCAUCACCCUUCCGGACUUCAGUGACCCAGAGACAGCCUCUGACUCCUCUUCCCUUUCGAGACCAGACUCUCCUCUCCACCUGUUUGUCACCUCUCAUCUUCCUCAUUCUCCUUCCAAAAACGACCCUAUAACCAAGGCCCCUGCAAGCGCUGAGCUCACCUCCGGGCCCGAACCUCCUCUCUGUUCUGUCCAUGCCACGUCCAUUGCGGCGUCGCGCGUCGAGCAGGCGCUUUCAGAAAUGGCCUCUUCUUUGCAGAGCAGCACCCCAAAGCAAGGCCCGCUACACCCAUGGAUGACCCUGGCACAGAUCUGGCUUCACGCAGCGGAGGUAUACAUCGGGAUAGGGAAACCGUCAGAAGCCACAGCCUGUAUCCAGGAGGCAGCCAACCUGUUCCCCAUGUCACACAAUGUGCUGUAUAUGAGAGGUCAGGUGUCCGAGCUGAGAGGGAACAUUGACGAUGCCAAGAGGUGGUAUGAAGAGGCGCUGUCCAUCAGCCCCACUCAUGUGAAAAGCAUGCAGAGACUGAGUUUGAUCCUCCAUCAUCACGGCCGCUACAGCCUGGCGGAGAAAAUCCUGCGGGACGCUGUGCAGGUGAGCUCCACGGCUCACGAAGUGUGGAAUAGCCUGGGGGAAGUGCUGCAGGCGCAGGGGAACGAUGACGCCGCCACCGAGUGCUUCCUGACCGCCCUGGAGCUGGAGGCGAGCAGUCCGAUUGUGCCGUUCACCAUCAUCCCCAGGGUCCUGUGAUGAGGAGUCUGGAGGGGAAGGGGGCAGCGGGGGGGGGGGCGAGACCUUCCCACCUCACACGCCAGUCAUGCUUCAGCGUCACAAUCGUAACCGCACCGACGAUCGCCGCACUCACAACCGGCUGCUCGUGUUGUCCGCAUGAAGCCUGUGUCGUGUCUUGUAUGUUAGCACAGAGUUAUCCUUCAGGAAAAAUGAAGACGUUUCACCGCGCUGCAGCCUUUAAAGGCUAUCCAAAUACAGACUGUAUGCAGACAUUGGCGGUUGUACGGAGCUCCGUAUUUUAUGACUGAGCGUGCCGUUUACCUCCCCAAGUUCCGUUUUUAAUUUUCUAUAGAAAGGGGCGUGGCCAGGCGGUAGUCAUAUUUCAUAGUUUGACUCCGCCCAUAACACGCCAACAAAUUGCAUAGAUCGGAGCCGCCAUACGCGUGUCACUCUAAUUCAGGCAGCGUAAGAACGCUAAUAUUUGGUGUCAGUUACAAUAACGGACACUAAAAAUGCGUAUACGCCAUGCUAUUUUUGUGCAUCUAUUUCGAUAAAUGUGGCUGCCGCAGUCCUGGGCCGCUCGGACUGAACCGGUCAGACACUCUGUAUGAUUUCACUCGGUUACUUGUGAACGUGUCAUGGCGGCCUGUCGCCAUUGACACAUGGCUCCCAAUGAACGCUGUAAUAUUUGGGCCUGAUCUAUAUAUUUCCAGAUUGUAAUGUACAGCGCCAGAGCCGGACAUUAUACAACGUCACACGAUAAUCGGUAGAUUCACGAAAAUGUCACAGGCAUGCCCGCCCUCGUAUAUGACAGCAUGGCGUCCGGUCAUGUCGUAGCAUGCGUAUUGACUCCUAUCAUUUUGGAAACAAUCGUAAGAGUCUCGUCUGUGAGGGUAAAAAAAAAAAAGGGGGGCGGGGCUGGUUGCCUGUAGCAACGAGUCA
Molecule: messenger RNA, 3702 nt
Organism: Bufo bufo (common toad)
Lineage: Eukaryota; Metazoa; Chordata; Amphibia; Anura; Bufonidae
Gene: TTC7B
Product: tetratricopeptide repeat domain 7B
Exons: 21
Coding region: 100-2778 (892 amino acids)
Biological process (GO): protein localization to plasma membrane; phosphatidylinositol phosphate biosynthetic process
Cellular component (GO): plasma membrane
Molecular function (GO): protein binding
Source: RefSeq, a predicted model, not a curated record